Molecule: messenger RNA, 3939 nt
Organism: Uncinocarpus reesii 1704
Lineage: Eukaryota; Fungi; Ascomycota; Eurotiomycetes; Onygenales; Onygenaceae
Exons: 7
Coding region: 1-3939 (1312 amino acids)
Source: RefSeq, a predicted model, not a curated record
AUGGACCAAACCAGAGCACUCGACAACAGAGAGCCGCCUUCACUCGAUCACAAUGAUGACGUCGCGUUGUCUCCAACAUCUAAAAAGGUUCUCGAACAAUGUUCUGUGAACCUUACAGCCUCGCCGGGCAAAGGGUUUCGAACCCUUGCACGCCCUCCUAGUUCCGGGCUCGAUAGCAGCUCUGGGUUCUGCUUUGCAAGGCCUACUCAUGCGGUUCCAAGCUUUUCUACAAGACCCCAGUCAAAUCCCGCAGCAGGAGGUAGUGGGAUAAAGGGAAGAUUACCGCUUUCUAACGCCGACAAGCGAAGCUCAGGGGAACAAUCAGAGCAAAGAUCGAGUCAGAAUGAUAUAGUCGUCACAGCGGAAUCUCGGCAGGAAAAAAUCAGCAGCCAGCCACAACCUGCCCACCCUGAUCAAUUAAUUGAGCCAAUGAAACCUUUUGCUGCACGUUCGAUCGCGGCGAAUUCUCGAUCAAGGAGUGGUUCUCCAAAGAGCCACGGCGAUGAAUCAAAGUCGCAUUCACAAAGAGAGGCCGUAAAUCAUGGUUCGAUCAUGGAAAGUGGCCCUACUGCAAGCAGCCCCCCAUCAGAGCCAGUCCGCCAAUCAAGCUGUACAACUGCGAUGUCUUCCAAUGGCAACGCCGUUGAAAUAAGUGAGUCGAAGACGAAUGAGGACAGAAGGUCAUCUCCUUACCGGCCGCAUUCCUGUUCCCCAUCCAUUCAAGGUUCCCCAGCAUCAAAAGUCACAAAACAUUACACCCCGCAACGCAAAGGUUUUAACAGUAGACCCAUUGCGCACCCAUCAGGAUUACCAUCUCAGCCCUCCGAGGAGGAUCUGUUUCAUCUCCUAAUCCAUAGGCUAAAAAGAAGGGAGCAGGCUGAAGCCGCGAGCGCCGCAUUGAGGGAAGAACUGGAAAGAAGACUCAGAGAAACCAAUGAGGAGAAUGAAAAUUUAAAGGGUCAGUUAAGUCAGGCGGAAAAACUCCAUAAAGCACAAGAAAUGGAGAAAGCUGCUCAGCGAAAUCUCAUCGAGAGAUGGAAGAUUAAGCUCAGUAAGCUCCGGAACCUCAUUACAGUCAUUGGAAAUGACCAUGAGACUCUCCGCAAAGACGGACAGCUUCUGAGAUCCGCGCAAACCGCACUUAUUAGGGGUAAACACCAUAUACAAGCUGACUUAAGACGACUGAACAACAGCGCUGAUCAAGUGAAUAAGCUCAUCAUUAAGCAGAAUGCUGAACUUGCCAGCGUGCGACCGAAGCUUGUUGAACUGGAACAUUCGCUCUUAUUGAAGGAUAGCAGACUUAAUAGUAACGAAAAAUCUCUCGCUCGAGAAAGGAGUCGAACCGCCGCCCUGGAAAACUUCAUUCGCAAUCAUUCGAGCAAAGGCCUAAAACAAAUGGCAUCACUUUUACAACACCAAGCCGAAACAUCCUCUAAGAUAGAGCACUGUUAUGAAAAUUUUAGUAACCUCUUAACGAAUUCCCAGUCUGCCAUCAAAUCAGAGCUAGAACUCCCGCUCAAAGCAUGCUUAGAAUUGUUGAGCGCGCUUACCGCACGGGAGUUCGUCGAUCCGGCCGUGUUGUCCCAAGUUAAUUCCAAAUUACAAACCAUUAUCGCGAAGUUCCUUCAGGAGUUCGACACUUCAUUGAAGGCCUCUCUUAAGACUGAAAACGAGUUAGCCCAGGUUAAGUUAGCUAAUGGAAAGCUUCACGAGAAGAUUAGGGCUUCAGAGGAAACGUUGGCCCAGCUCAACGCUAACAAUGUCGAAUUGAAAGAGCGAGAAACCAGCCUUUAUAAUGACACCAAAACUCUCAAGGCGCAAGUAGAGUGGUUGCAAACCCAAGUGGCUGACAUUUCUAAGAUCGCCGAAGAUAGCCACGAAUUGUCCAAAAUGCGAGUACAGUUUGAGGAAACAUCAACAGCUUUGAACGAAGUGACAAUGAACCUGAAAGCUAAGGAGAACGAAGUGACCAGGCUUGACACGAGCUUGUCUGAGAUGAAGAGUAGUCUCGAAUGUGCCGAGAUGAAGAUAUUAACCCUCGAGGCGGAAAAAGCUAAAUCUGAAGAGUAUGCAGUUAAUAUUGAGAAUAAAGUCAGAGCUGAGUUUACAAAGGCAAGCCUACUGUCAAAGGAACAAAACCGUGCAUGCUUUGAACAGCAAUUGCAUCAGCUUAAACGUGAGAAGGCUCUUGCAGAGAAAAGCGUGGACAUUCUCAAGCAGCAAUCUGAAGCACUGAAAUCAAAACUGGCAGCGGCUCAUAGCUCGAGCCAUUCAUUUGAAGCCACGGUGUCAGAGAACGAGGAAAAGAUCAAAGCCUUGAAAGAGGGCCUUCAAAAAGAAAUCGCGAGCCGAGAUGAGACGAUAGCAAAACUACAAGAAGAACAUAUCUCGAAUAAACGAGAAAUUGAAAAUGUAAAACUAGAUCAUGACAGAGCCGUUGCUGAGAACAAUAGGCUCAAGGCAGAUCUAUCUGAAGCCCAAGCUACGAUAGGGAACACUUGCCAAUUAUCCCUUCUUGAAGAAAAGUUUGAUCUCAUGCGGGAUGAAGGCAUUCAAAAAGACGAAAAGAUAACCUCACUGACGAACGAACUCGCUAACCUCCAGGCUAGUAUCAAAGAGACAGCAAUAUUGCACAUGGAAAAUGCCAAAGAUGCACAGGGACUUAAGGAUUUGCGUGAAAAGCUUGAUGAGGCUGAAAAACAGAAUGCAGAAUUGACUUACCGCCUGAAACAGAGCGACGACGAUAUAGCUUGUCUUACGGCUGAAAUGGAAUUAUCCAAACAAGAAGGUACUGCUAUGGUUCCCGAAGCCAACGCCCAGAAUGAAGAUGGUAAAUCUCAGCAAACGCAAGACGACCUGGAAGGAACGAAGCAAUGUUUGUCCAGAAUCGAGAGCCUGCUGCGGCAAUUUGGUAUUCUUGACGCGAACGAAACGGUUUCCCAUGCAUGGGAUAAAGUUGAAGCUCGAUUGGCAAAUUUCUCUAGUUCGUCGGAAUCUUGUGAGAUGUUAUUAGAUGCUGACAAUGAUGGAGCCAGUGGUGAAGCACCUUUGCAAAGCCUGAAGCAAGCUGGGAAAAGGAAACGCACUGUGAACUUGACGCCUGACGCAAAAAGGGUGUCAGGGCGGCGUUCGAGCCAUGAAUACAAAACCACCCAAGUUGUGUACCGCAAAGAAAGUAUCAGCAGGAGCGUCUCUUGUUCUCCUUUGAAAUCACCUACACUAAAACGCCCUUCUUCCCGAAGAAAACAAACCUCAAAGGCUAUAUCACGUAUUAAGCCAUUUUCGCAGGUCCAAUGGAACCUUGAGGGUCACCAAAGCUCGCCUCAGCAAAGUAUCGGCGACUUGAAUAAGAUUUUGUCUGGCCCAAUAGACGAACUCUCGAAGGCCACUAGUUUUCUUGUUCCAUCGACACCAAAGGUCCAGAGCGAGAGUACCACCCGCCUUUUCGAAGUCCCACCCAGCCCAGUCAAAAAUGUCAAGGUAGGGUCGCAUAUGAUGCAGCGAAAACACACCAAUGAGUUACCACGCAAGUCCCAGGAGGAACGAACGGUGUUACAAUGCGAUGACUUAAACGGCCUAAGCCAAAGGAAAGACUUAAAAACCCCGCCUAGCGGCAUUUUUAAGAAUACUGCACUCCCAACGAUGGAAGGGAGAGGGCUUCAAGAUAUGCAUACUCCUUCGAGAAUAGAUAAUCCAAAGAAGAAAGGAACCGCCGCCCCGAGACGCCAAACACGCACAUCAUCCCAAUAUUUCAAGUCAGCUGAUACACCAAGUACAAUUCUAUCGAGUACGCGUCAGACAUGGGCUGUCACCCAAUCAACCGAAUCUGCAGUGAGUUAUAGCCGACCUCGCCGAUAUGGACGGAGAAAAGGUAAGCUCCCAGCCAUACCUCGGGGGAAGGGUGGUGCUAAGUUCAACAGGAGAUUUGUACAACAAUAG